Messenger RNA from Ipomoea triloba (trilobed morning glory), 5652 nucleotides. RefSeq names its product 187-kDa microtubule-associated protein AIR9. The record is from RefSeq and is a predicted model, not a curated record. Gene Ontology annotation, molecular function: protein binding. The transcript is spliced from 38 exons. Lineage: Eukaryota; Viridiplantae; Streptophyta; Magnoliopsida; Solanales; Convolvulaceae. Gene Ontology annotation, cellular component: plasma membrane; plasmodesma. The coding region runs from base 186 to 5372 and encodes 1728 amino acids.
UCUAUUUCACAUUCUCUCUCACAGUCUCCCUCACUCUCUUUUUAGCUUUUUCUCACGCUUUCAGAGCGCUCUCUCUCUCCCUCUCUCUCGAUGGACUCUCUGUUCCCAAGCAUUUCUCCUCUUCCAAAACCCUAAGGAAAACACAGUUACUGCUAGGUUGUUCUCUUCAUAGUUGAAGCGUCAGAAUGGAUGGUUCAAGUCCAAGGUACACGGAGGGUGCUGCGGAAGAGCCACAAAGUCCAGAAUUAGAGAAGCCGACUGUGGGUGAGGAUAAUGUGGAAAAGCCGCAGAAGCAAUCAUCUGCUGAGGAUGUGAAAACAACUAAGAAUGUGAAACAGAACUCUAGGAUGAAGAAUGCUGGGUUAGGGAAGAAAGCGGAAUCAAUGAAUGGUGCUCAAUCUAAUUCCUGUGGGUUCAAGUCAUCAACAUUGACAAAACCUACCCUUAGUAGUGCUUCAAGGAGUUCUACUGGAGUCCCAGUUGCCAGAAGAAACAGCACUGGUGGCUUGCCUGAUAAACAGCCAACAACAGUUACUAAGAGGUCUACUACUAAUGUAAAUUCUGUUGUGGCAAAAAAGCCUACCUCCUCUGCCCCAGAUCCUGUGAGGAGAUCACUUCCUGAAAUUAGACGGAGUUCACUGCCAUCAGCUAAUGGCAGAUCCUUUACUCGAUCAACAAUUUCAGAAACUAGAAAGUCAGUUCCUGCAUCUCCUGCUGCCACUCCAAAAGCAUCAUCUAGUUCUGAUACAUCCAAGUAUGAUUCUGCUAAGAAGUCUUCAAUUAAACCAUCAUCUCCUUCCACUUCAAUGAGGAGCCGUGAAUCUAUGUCAUUUGAGAGCACAGGAAGUAGUGGCUCAACUAGAAAGGUAGUUCCAAAGUUGUCUUCUUUGGCUGCACGGUCACCUUCAGUUAACAGUGGAUCCAGGACUGGGUCCUUGUCGACUUCAUUGGAAAGAAGCACAGCCUUUUCUAGCCACAAAAAAACUGGAACUACUGAAAGUUGGGAUUCACGUCUUAUCAUGCUUCCUCAAGUGGAGAUCAAAGCUGGUGAUGAUGUGAGGCUGGACCUUAGAGGUCACAGAAUACGCAAUCUCAACAGCGGUGGGCUGAACUUGUCACCAACUUUAGAGUUUGUUUAUCUAAGAGACAAUCUCUUGUCCACCUUGGAUGGUAUUGAAGUACUAAAGCGGGUGAAGGUUCUUGACUUGAGCUUCAAUGAUUUCAAAGGUCCAGGAUUUGAACCACUUGAGAAUUGUAAAGCCCUUCAGCAACUCUAUCUUGCUGGGAAUCAAAUUACAUCUUUGAAAAGCCUUCCUGAGCUUCCUAAUUUGGAGUUCCUCUCUGUUGCUCAGAAUAAGUUAAAAUCUCUUUCUAUGGCAUGUCAACCUCGAUUGCAGGUAUUAGCUGCUAGCAAGAACAAGAUAUCAACUUUGAAAGGAUUUCCACAUUUACCUUCCCUUGAGCAUUUACGUGUAGAGGAGAAUCCUAUUCUUAAGAUGUCUCAUCUAGAAGCCAUGUCCAUUUUGCUUGUGGGUCCAACUCUAAAGAAGUUCAAUGACAGAGAUCUCUCUAAGGAGGAGAUUGCACUAGCCAAACGUUAUCCUGCUCACACUGCUUUGUGCAUCAGAGGUGGCUGGGAGUUCUGUCGUCCUGAUCAUGCUGUUGAUUCAACAUUUCAGUUUUUGCUUGAGCAAUGGAAGGAACAACUUCCGCCAGGAUACUUACUCAAAGAAGCCUUUAUAGACCCCCCAUUUGAAGAAGAUGCUUGCUACUGCCACUUUAACUUCUCUAAAGACAAUACUGAUGAUAGUGAUUCAGAAGUAGUCUUGAAAUACCAAUGGUAUAUAGGAGAGAGAACUCCGUCCAACUUCGUAGCAAUUCCCACUGCAACAGGAGAGUUCUAUUGGCCAAAGCAUGAAGACAUUGGCAGAAUUUUGAAGGUGGAAUGUACUCCUAUCCUGGGAGAAACAGAAUAUCCCACCAUUUUCGCAAUAUCAUCUCCUGUAUCACGUGGAACUGGAUGCCCAAAAGUACUAAGGAUUGAAGUACGUGGUGAUCUGGUUGAGGGAAGCAUAAUCAAGGGUUAUGCCGAAGUUGCCUGGUGUGGUGGUACACCUGGGAGAAGUGUUUCAAAUUGGCUAAGAAAAAAAUGGAAUAGCAACCCUGUGGUUAUUGUUGGCGCUGAGGGUGAUGAAUACCAAUUGAAUCUUGAUGACAUUGAUUCGUGUUUGGUCUUUAUGUAUACCCCUGUUACUGAAGAAGGUGCCAAAGGGGAGCCCCAAUAUGCAAUAACUGAUUAUAUUAAAGCAGCUCCUCCAUCUGUUAAUGAUCUACAAUUUAUUGGAGAUGCCAUUGAAGGUAAUAUCAUCAAGGGAGUUGGAAAAUAUUUUGGUGGGAGAGAAGGUCCCAGCAAAUUUGAGUGGUUGCGUGAAGACAAGGACACUGGGGAAUUUGUCUCAGUAUCAACUGGUACUAAUGAAUAUACACUGAUGAAGGAGGAUGUUGGGCGCCGCUUAGCUUUUGUAUAUGUACCUGUUAACUUUGAAGGGCAGGAGGGGAAAUCUAUGUCAAUUGUGUCUCAGAUAAUUAAGAAAGCUCCACCUAAAGUAACAAAUCUAAAGAUAAUUGGAGAACUGAAGGAGGGCAGCAAAAUUACUGUAACUGGUAUUGUUACGGGAGGAACUGAGGGAUCAAGUAGAGUUCAGUGGUUCAAAACUUGUUCAUCAUCAUUUGAGGGUGAGAAUGAUCUUGAAUCAUUGAGUGCAUCCAAAAUUGCAAAGGCUUUCCGCAUACCCUUAGGAGCUGUUGGUUACUUCCUUGUUGCAAAAUUUAGUCCAAUGACCCCAGAUGGUGAUGCUGGUGAACCAUCUUAUAUUAUAUCAGAAAGAAAAAUUGAAACCCUUCCACCCAGUCUGAACUUUUUAUCGCUCACUGGUGAUUGCAUCGAGGGUGGAAUCCUCACUGCAUCAUAUGGUUAUAUUGGUGGUCAUGAAGGAAAAAGUGUUUACAAUUGGUAUCUUCAUGAGGCUGAAAAUGAACCUGGUGCUGUAAUAUCAGAAGCUUCAGGCCUUCUUCAAUAUUGCUUAACAAAGGAUGCCAUUGGCAAAUUUGUAUCAUUUAAGUGCACUCCAGUGCGAGAUGAUGGAACAAUUGGUGAGUCAAAAGUUUGCAAGGGUCAGGAGCCCGUGCGCCCAGGAACCCCAAGAUUGCUUUCCUUACAAAUAGUAGGAACUGCUGUUGAAGGAGUUACAUUAAAUGUUGAAAAAAAAUAUUGGGGUGGUGAAGAGGGAGAUUCUGUCUACCGCUGGUUCCGGAUUACUUCUGACAGCACACGUGUUGAAAUCUAUGGUGCUACAACUUCAUCAUACUCACUUUCAAUUGAUGAUGUUGGCUAUUUCAUAUCUGUGUCUUGUGAACCCGUCCGUUGUGAUUGGGCCCGUGGUCCUAUUGUUCUAUCGGAACAAGUUGGACCUAUCAUUCCAGGGCCACCAACAUGCCACUCACUUGAAUUUGUUGGAUCUUUGGUUGAAGGGGAGCGUGUUGGCUUCAUUGCUUCUUAUAGUGGAGGGGAGAUGGGAGAUUGUUCGUGUGAAUGGUUUAGAGUGAAGACUGGUGGUGUCAAAGACAAAAUUAGUUCUAGUGAGUUUCUGCAGUUAACUCUUGAUGACGUUGGAGAAUGCAUAGAACUUAUUUACAUUCCUGUAAGAAAAGAUGGAUUAAAAGGAAGCCCCAAGAGUCUUCUGUCUGGACCAGUAGAGCCUGGGGACCCAAUGGGGGUUGAGUUAACAAUUCCUGAAUGUUGUGAGGGCAAGGAGGCUAUUCCUGAAAAGAGAUACUUUGGAGGACAGGAAGGUAUUGGGGAAUAUAUAUGGUUCAGAGCAAAUGAUAAGAUCCAUGGAUCCAUGCUGCUAGAUGCAGUAAACAGUCAAGUUGAUGCUCAUAUAUGUGACAGGACGUUAACAUAUACUCCUUCUCUGGAAGAUGUUGGAGCAUAUUUGGCUUUACAUUGGCUGCCAACUCGUGCUGAUGGGAAAUCCGGAAAGGCAUUGGUUUCAAUUUGCGAAUUUCCUGUAUCUGCAGCUUCUCCUGUAGUUUCCAAUGUUCAUAUAAAGGAGUUAUCAUCAAGUACUUACCUUGGGGAAGGCGAAUAUUUUGGUGGUUAUGAAGGAUUGAGCUUAUACAGUUGGUAUAGGGAAACUAAUGACGGAACAAUUACUCUCAUUGAUGGAGCAAAUUCUAAAACAUAUGAAGUCACUGAUGAAGACUACAAUUCUCGUCUGUUAUUUGGAUAUACUCCAGUCCGAUCAGAUUCUGUUGUUGGAGAACUUAAGUUAUCUCAGCCAACUGAUUUGAUCCUCCCAGAGAUUCCUAGAAUUGAGACACUAGCUCUUUCUGGGAAGAAUAUUGAAGGGGAUGUACUGACUGCAGUGGAAGUUAUCCCACAAAGUGAAAGCCAACAACAUGUUUGGGGAAAAUACAAGAAAGAUGUCAGAUACAAGUGGUUCAUUUCAUCUGAAAAUGGAAGUGAAAAUUCCUUUGAGCCUUUACCGUCGCAGCAUUCUUGUUCAUACAAGGUUCGGUUUGAGGACAUAGGCCAUUCUAUUAGGUGUGAAUGCAUUGUGACUGAUGUUUUUGGAAGGUCAAGUGAACCAGCAUAUGCCGAAACUGCUUCUAUUUUGCCAGGUAUUCCUAGGAUGGAUAAGCUAGAGAUUGAGGGAAGAGGUUUCCACACCAAUUUGUUUGCAUUUCGUGGUAUUUAUAGUGGUGGAAAAGAGGGUAAAAGUAAAAUCCAGUGGCUUAGAUCAAUGGUUGGAAGUCCUGAUCUCAUUUCUAUUCCAGGGGAGACAGGAAGGAUGUAUGAAGCUAACGUUGAUGAUGUGGGCUAUAGGCUAGUGGUGAUUUAUACCCCUGUAAGAGAAGAUGGAGUUGAGGGGCAGCCUGUUUCUGCAUCUACAGAUCCAAUUGCAGUAGAGCCUGAUGUCCUUAAAGAAGUGAAGCAGAAACUUGAGAUUGGAGCGGUGAAGUUUGAGGUGUUGUGUGACAAGGAACGAUCUUCUAAGAAGCUUCCUGGGGUUGGAAGUCUUGAGAGAAGAAUUUUGGAGGUUAACAGAAAGAGGGUUAAGGUUGUGAAGCCUGGUUCUAAAACUUCAUUUCCCACAACUGAAAUUCGAGGCACUUAUGCCCCUCCUUUCCAUGUGGAGCUAUUUCGGAGUGAUCAACACCGUCUCAGGAUCGUGGUUGACAGUGAAAAUGAAGUUGACUUGUUAGUGCAGACACGCCACCUGCGAGACAUAAUUGCCCUUGUUAUCCGGGGCCUCGCACAGCGGUUCAACAGUACAUCCCUCAAUUCUCUUCUGAAGAUAGAGACAUAGGCUCAUACAAAAUUGUAAAUUAAUGUGUAUUGUAUUCUCUAGAUGCUCUAAAUGGGGUACUAUUUUGUUAAGGUUCUAAUUUCUCUUGCCCGGGUAUUGUGUAUCAUGGAGUGUGCAAGUAAAUAGGUUUUAGAGGGAAUGAUGUAUGAAUGCAUAAGAUUGGUCAGCAUUGCGAUUGUUUUUAGGGCUUAGAUUUGUUUGUUCAGGGUUGUAAUUGUUAAGAAGAUUGCGGUUGAACAUCAUAGUUUUAUGACAUUUAUAAAAUCGUGAUUUGAUUUCA